CGUUUUACGUAGCAUCAAUAGCAGGGUUCCUCUCUCCACCUCUAGAGUCUUUAUUCACAUCAUCGCGACACUACCCAUUUGUUGUGUGUAUAAUGUCUUCUUGGGAGACGGUACCGGUUAAUAAGAGAACGAAGAAGGAGGGCGAGUCGCCAGCAGGAUCUCCGCGUUCCAGUAGGAACAGCAGCAAUACGGGUUCCAAGACACCGUUGAAUAAAACUUCCUCUGGCGCUAGUGGGUAUUUUGCCGCACUUGCCACUGCACCGCUACCGGAUGGGUCAGGGCUCCGUCAACGUUCUUUAGACGACGAGCACGAAGUGACAGACUUGACUGGGGAGCCUGACUAUCCUGAACAUAUUGUUCCCGAUGUCACAAACGCGACGUCCAUCCGAACAGAGACACGACCCCGUGCUGCCACGCCGCAGCCAGCCAUAUCAAAGGAAAGCGCUAAAAAAAGUGAGAAGAAAGCGGAUUCGGGGAACCCACAUACGGAGGGUCUGGAAGGGCUGACUAAGCUGGAUGUUGCCAGUAUUGAAAGUCUAGUGGGAACCUUUGUGAAGAGGCGUUCCCCGGAGCCUGUCAAAGGACUAGCAGAAGCUUUGGAUCAGAUCAUAGCACAACAGCUGAAGCUGCGCGUGCCAAUAUUUGGGAAGAAUUUUUCAUUACAAAAGUGGGAAGGGCAAGGGCCAAUAACGUUCACGCCAGAGCCGGUUAAGCGGGUGUUAACAGGCGCCUUGAGCGACCUGGAUGUCGCUACAGACUUACCCGGAGUAGUGAAGAAUCUCAUUGAUUCGCAAAAGAAAGCGCUUGCGACCGGGUCCUCAUUUAGCAGUGCUUCUAUCGGCUACGCCCUCAUUCUGCAGCUCAUCGCAUCGAAAGAUGAGGAUAUGUUUUUCGAGGAUGUUGUAUCCGAAAAAUCAGGUCGAACGUCUGCGGACGAAAUGUUCGAGACAUACUCUUCAAUCUUGGGAACCAACCCGGCUGUUGGACAUAGCCUUAUAUGGAUAUGUGCCCAACAGCGAGUUGCUGUCAGCAGGUACGGAAAUGUGGGCAGAAGUCCCACCCAUGUGGCGCAUCCUGCGGGGCUCAAGUAUUGGAUGAAAUUCUUGCUACCACUGUUCUCCACUCCAGACAUCGCGUCGCCAAGAGGAAGGACAGGAAUUGACGACGAUUCUACGGUCGGCAGCAGCAUCGCGAUUUCCGUUCAACAGGCGGCUUUGGAUUAUUUGCAGCGUUUGCUGCAUAGCUUGGAUAUAAUACAGCUAUCAAAGCGCAGAGAGGAUCGCAGAAAGGGGUUACCCUCGAUUACCGUUCGUGACUUUGUACUGUUGAUGCGAGUUGCGGUCUCUGAACAGUCUGCAUUGCGGAGAAGAAAGAAGGGAGAUGAGAUGCAGGCAAACAUUAGAACUGCGUAUGAUAUGAUCAAGCAAUGGACUUUUGGUGUCGAUACGAAACCACGCCUUGUGUAUACCAAUGAAACACCCGAGAGCGCAUUCACUUUUCUUUUGGAUGAGGUGCGAUGUGAAAGAGAUACCGUUGUGCGCAACGAGCUGCUGGACACCUUAACCUGGAUUAUUGCAUCCGACACCUCGCAAAACCCACUCCGAAGAACUGCCGCGAAAGGUGCACAAGGUCUGCAUUCGCGCGUGCUUACAGCUUGGACCUCUAUGUACGAACGCAACCUGAACGAGAGCCGACUACUGGCGCGAAGGCUGACAGAAGAAGGCAAGAAAAGACCUCGUGGCAAGGUCUGGCAAAUGAUACGCCUUUCCGAAGUGUGCUACGCCGUUCGCGACAUCAAACAAGCCAAUGAAGGAUUGCUAAAGAGGAUCGCAAAGCGAAGAGACAGAGAAAGAUCAGGACAUAAGCCAACAGAGAUUGCGGUAGUCCAUCCGGAUCAUUCUAAACAAGACCUACUAGCUGCCAAUCGCGAUCUAAAAGCACUGAGUACGAUGCUCUCACAAAAGCCGCGGAGCGCUCUGCGCUCAUUCCUCCGGACGUUCGUGUGGGUCGUGCUCACUAUUUACUUGUCCCGCUCGCUUUUGGAUGUUAUGUGUGAACCAGGCUCCAACAGAGUGUGUCCUCUUGAUGAUCCACGUGUGACUAAGUUCCGGCAACAGAUUUGGGACAGUCAGGUGCUACCCGCAUAUACACUUGCGAAAGAUGAAGUCCUCAAGCACAGUCAGCCCGUUCUCGUCCCUCUAUAUGAGAAGGUCGAUGUGGUAUUGCAUCCUGCCAAGGAUCGCGCACAGCGUCAAUGGACACAGUUUAAAAAUACCGAGCAAUACCGUGCGGUUUUGGACUUUGGACGGUUUUAUGUCGUCCCAUGGCUGGAACGCGUUCGACAAGAGUGGCGUGACGCAAUGGUGGUUUUGGUGGACGUUGUCGCUCCAUCCCUGCGACACGCAUUCCGUGACGCGAAGGUUGCUUUAAAAAACAAUUUGCCAGUUGCUCGAGCACGUAUUGCGGUAUAUGCGCGAGAUGCACGAGCGCUAACGCUUCGCCUUUCUCAAACUGCUGAGAAGGAGUUCUUGCAUUUGUGGGAUCGCCUACACCUUGCGGAGAAUAAGGCGUUGGUUAAAGUACGUGAUGUUGCCCUUCCAUACUGGAAUUCAACCCGCGGAGCGCGAAAUACGCUUCAAGAGGUGAUAUCCAAGUGGGUUGAUGGGGUUGAUUUUCUGUGGCGCGUGGUGGAAGAUCGGGUGGAGAAGAGAGAGUGGACAAAGAUCGGGAACUGGGGGAGGAGGAUAUGGAAGACGGUGCAGGGUUUGAAUGAGGAUGAAGAUUGGGAUGCCGAUAUGGACGUGGAUGACGAGCAAGAAGAGAAGAACAGGAAAGUUCAAGGAAAGACGCAUUGACGUAGGAGUCAUGCGGAUGUUCAUCAUUUUGCACGGGCGAUAUUUUUAUCUAGGAUUUGUAGUCCCAAUAGCUUCCCCGGUCGUGGCAAGGCACGGAAGGGCUGGCUGUCAUUGACUGAUGAUCAUAGCUUGGGCCAGCCUCCGUCGCCUAGGUACACAAUAGAAUACCUCAAAUGGAUCAUCCCUCUAGAAGGGUGGAUAUAUCUUAAAUGCACAAAGAAGCGUCGACGUGAUAUCAUGUAAUUCUUGGAGUAUAAUACAGCUAAUGAAAACCUCUUAGUCACAUUCCAA
Molecule: messenger RNA, 3146 nt
Organism: Spizellomyces punctatus DAOM BR117
Lineage: Eukaryota; Fungi; Chytridiomycota; Chytridiomycetes; Spizellomycetales; Spizellomycetaceae
Exons: 11
Coding region: 93-2855 (920 amino acids)
Source: RefSeq, a predicted model, not a curated record